Messenger RNA from Salarias fasciatus (jewelled blenny), 3272 nucleotides. Its product is annotated as tapasin-related protein-like. Lineage: Eukaryota; Metazoa; Chordata; Actinopteri; Blenniiformes; Blenniidae. The record is from RefSeq and is a predicted model, not a curated record. The transcript has 8 exons. The coding region runs from base 67 to 1347 and encodes 426 amino acids.
ACGAAAGUGAAAGUAUCAUGAGAGACUUAAUGUGCAGCUUAAACAAGGGACGUCUUUGUUCCAGCUAUGGUUUUCCUCUUUAAGAUACUUUUUCUUUUGUGUCUGUGUGCAGGUGUGCAGUGUGUCAGCAACAUACUCUCUCUGAACUGUUGGUUUUUUGACGAAGAAUCUUUAAAAGAUGAUAAAGGAAACCCUGACAUCAGGGUCAUCCACAGAGUGGUUUAUCUGAAGUUUGAUCAGAAAGGAGACGCUCCUGUGAAUCCAGACUCCGUCACUUUCCUGCUCACUGGAACUAAUUUAGACCUUCGGCUGCACUUGGAGGAAGCAAAGGAAGAUGAGCUGAAGUGUGAGCUGCAUCGCUACAGUACAAACGGCGUCCAUGUCCCGUGGCCUCGUCAAGAAACUCAGGACUAUAACCACUGGUACAACUACAUCAUCAGACACAGACUUUUCACUGUCACUGGUUUCCUCAGACAGCCGUCCCUCCUGCCUGCUCCAGGACAGCAUGACUACCACAACUGGACUGUGAUCAAGAAUGGAGACGUCCUCACCACAACAGUUGCUCUGAUCAUGAAAACAAAGACUCCAGAAGUGAAAACAGCCCUGGGGUCCAAAACGAAGCUCGACUGCCAGUUUGUCAUUGACCAUGAGGGAGCAGACUACACUGUGGAGUGGUUCUCUCAGAUCAAUACACGGAGGACACAGCUCUUCAGCCACAACAGCCGCUCAGGGUUGACUAAAGGGACUGGUGUUGAUCUGAAGGCUCUUAAGAAAGGAGACGCCUCCUAUGACCUACCUGCCGUCGAUAAAGUCAGCACAGGGACCUUUACUUGUUCACUGUCCAUGAAUCCCGUGGUCACCAGUCUGAGGAUAGACUGGACCAUUGAAGAGAAACCUAAAGUCUCCCUGACUGUAAAAGAUGUGCUCUCAAUUGAGAACGGCAAAUCUCAAAGGAUUGCUUGUCUCGCAGAUCACUACUACCCUCUGGAAGUACAGAUGGUUUGGUAUCGGUACAAACCGGCAGCAUUGAGCCAGAAGGACCCUGAUGUUUUCAAUAAGACGCACUCCAGCCACCUAAGUAACCAUGACGGCACUGUCUCCCUGUUGUCCUACCUGGACCUUCACCCUUCAGUGCAGGACUCAGGGACACAGUUCACAUGCAGGGUCUUCCAUCAGUCACUGACGGCGCCUAUCAGAAAGACCUUCAUAUUAAAUGUUGAAGAUCCAGUCAGAAAUCUUUUCAUCUUCGAGGUCGUCUUUUGUGCAGCCAUUAUAUCAGCCUUUCUGUACAUGAUUUGCAACAUGCGUUCAGCCAGAAGACGGCGGAUCGGGUUGCUGCCCUACUGAUUGGUGCUGGUGACCUGAAAAGAGCCUCGUCCACCACAGAGAAGGAGGAUCUUCUACCUUACUCCGCACACCUCAGGGUCUCUAUGUUUUCACUGCUGUGGGUUCGUUCAGUUUGUCGGUUAGGGUGAGAUCUUAUUCUGGAUCCAGAAGAAAACUUUGGAUUAUGAUUGUCUUUUCAUCCAGCUUUACUGGCUGAUUGGCUCAAUGGUGAGAACAGAAGAGAUGUAAUUUGAGUGAGUUUCAUAUCAUUUUCUGGAAACUAAAUCCAUAAGAAAAUGUUAAGACUUGUACCCUAAACAAGGGUAUAGAUUUAUCAUGGAUAAGGGGGAGAUAGUCCUGGCAGGUGGAAUAAUGACUUGUUUUUAGUUUAGUUUUUAUGUUGACUGGUGUUCUCUCUCUAACUCCUUCUGGAUCUCUCUCGUUAUGCUGCAACAAUCAUACUUUGUCGCUACAAUUUCAAUUCCUGAAGUGUUUUCCCCUCUCAGGUCUGAUUUGCUAUAAGAUUACAGCAAAGCCAAACUGUGGCACACAUGCCUACUCUCACCUCCUUUCAUAAUCCUUUCAAAUAGAUAUUUUAGAUUCUAAAAAGUGUCUUGUUAUAGUUUGCUUUGGCAUGUGCAUAUUUUAUUUCAGAAAAUCCCUGGGACUUGGUUUUGGGACGUUUCACUGUCAUGCUACAAGUCGGUAUCAUUAAAAGGAGCAUAUUUGCACUAUUUUUCUUUGUAAAUGUGAACUUGUGUAGAUUUUGUAGAAGGAUGUAUGCAGCUUUUCAUAUUGCACUCAACUCUUUGCACUAAAAUGAAAGAAAACUGUGGAGUUGAUCUGAAAAUUCUAUUUGAAUGUUGUGAUGCUGUCGCACGAUGUGACUCAUGUAUUUCAUUAAACGAGGUUGACAUCUUACACACCAGUGCACCUAAUAAUGUCCAUAUUUGAUAAGCUGAUAGCUUUUGAGGUUGGGCUACGAUUUGAGUGAAUAAUAAAUAUGUUCUAUUAGACAGCAGCCCAACCAGAUAAAUCCACUGGCCAUGAAUAUGGGGGCUUCUCCUUGACUUUGUUCACUGAGCUGGAUAGACACUGUCACUUGGGGGAAGAUGGUGGUGAAUUUUGCACAUUCAGAGAGGGAACCAGUGAGGGAGGAGCCACGAAGACACCAGAUGGGUAAAAGGUCUCAGAGUGCAGAGGGGAUCCUAAAGAGUUUUCAUUUUAGUGGGGAUUGCUUACACAAAGUGACUUCAGUAAGUCUAAAGCUCAAAUCAGCUAGGACAAACUUGCAUGUCAGGUGAUUAAAAAGGAGAUAGCAGAGCUUCCAAAUUGUUCAAGCCCCUUAAAUUUUGAUCUUCCCUUGGAUGUAGAGGCAAGGAUUUGACUCUUAAGUCCUUAAGCCCUGCCACUACCUCUGAAGUUCAGAGAUAAAGUUCUGAAGUUCAGGCAUUCACGUGGCGUUUUAUAAAACCUUGAUGAUCAGUGAGUUUAGUGUGGCCAGGAAUGUCCAAUGGGGCUCGAAAGGGUACGUCAAUGCAUUGUGUGCUGCCAUUUUUACAGGCAUUGCCUUUUGGCAGGUUCACACGCUGUGCUACCAGAGACACUCAAACGUUAAGUAAAAAUGGUUGCAAAGAAAAGCAUGUUUAUUAGACCAUGGAUUUAACCCAUGCAUUUGUUUUCUCACUUUGCUAUCUCAUUUGCAGUUUUAUCCAUUAGUAGAUAUUAUUUUCCUUGGUUACAGUGUUUUUGUUUGCUCAUGUCUUUUACUGUUGCCACCUUAUUUCUACUGUUACUUGAACUUUAGCAGGAUCAUUGCAGUGCAAAACAACUUCCUCAAUAAACAGAAGAGAAGUGGUCGCACAUUAUCAUUGCAUGAGUAAAUUAAUAUGUAGAAAGUGAACUGUUCAUGAAACGUCAAAAAUAAAUGAUAGAAAAUAAGCAGA